This is a messenger RNA of Ailuropoda melanoleuca (giant panda), 3403 nucleotides long. RefSeq names its product RNA binding motif protein 39 (gene RBM39). Gene Ontology annotation, molecular function: RNA binding. The transcript has 18 exons. NCBI's taxonomy places the organism in Eukaryota, Metazoa, Chordata, Mammalia, Carnivora, Ursidae. Gene Ontology annotation, biological process: mRNA processing. Gene Ontology annotation, cellular component: nucleus. The record is from RefSeq and is a predicted model, not a curated record. The coding region runs from base 1408 to 2529 and encodes 373 amino acids.
CGUGUGUUUGUGUGUGUGUAUGUGUGUUGGUGGAUGUGAGUACGGGGAAGCAGCGGCCGCCAUUUCAGAGAGCUUGCCGAAGCUGUCGCAGGGGUGGAUCCUGAGCUGCCGAAGCCGCCGUCUUGAACUUCCGCGCGGGCUCCUCUAAUCCCAUUGUUUUUUUUAGAUUCGCUCGGGCCUAUCCGCCCUUGGAGCCCGAAAUUCGGGCUGGGCGGUACCGCGGCCUGGGCCUAGCGGCUUAACAGUAGCAACAGCGGCGGCAGCAGCAGCCCCCUCUUUCCGAAUACAAGCACCCCAGGGGCCCGAAAGCCCGCACAGGCGUUUAGAGAAAAUGGCAGACGAUAUUGAUAUUGAAGCAAUGCUUGAGGCUCCUUACAAGAAGACUUGCCUAACGAUAUCUCACCUCUACUCCCAUGAAUUCACCUUUGAUUCCAGUGUGAACUGUCAAUCAUAAGGGCGAGAUGUGUGACAGAGGUGGCAUCAAGCUCUUACAGUCCCAACCCUCCAACGGAAAUGGGCGAAGAUCUCAGGAAUGGCAUCGGUCACAGGAAAUCGAUAGUGGCUGGCUGCUAGCAUGGCCACUUGGGGCUUAGGCAGAAAUAGAGCCAUGGUACUGACCAAAGGGACCAUAGCACAUGGAAUAAAACUCAAAACAGGACUUCAUUCAUGUUUUAUAGAAAUUCUAUUUAACCACUUCAACACUGUAAAUCUGGAUAACUUAAUAUCUAACUAUAUAAGAAAGUAAAAUUUAACAUGUUAAUGUGCAUUUUUAUUUUUGUAUCUCGAUGACUUAAUUGUAAGCAACAAAGUGGUUAAACACAUACCCAUCUAAAUUUUUUUAUAGCCUUCCAUGUUAAACUAUAAACAAGUUAUUAGUUUUAAAAUUGUUUUGUAUUUUCUUAUUCCUAUUCCCUUUACCCUUUGACAACUUGAAAUGUUACCACUUCGUCCUCAUGAUGUUCUUCUAUCAACCCUGCUUAGGAUGAGAACAAGUUGAGCAGUGCUAACGGCCAUGAAGAACGUAGCAAAAAACAAAGUUUCUGCCUCCUUGGAAAGCUCUACAUCUCCUUGUGAUUGGAGUGUGGGUUUCAAGAUUCCAGAAGGAGGAAAAAAAGCAAGAGCAGAAGUCGUAGUCAUGAACGAAAAAGAAGCAAAAGUAAGGAACGAAAACGAAGUAGAGAUAGAGAAAGGAAAAAGAGCAAAAGCCGUGAAAGGAAGCGAAGUAGGAGCAAAGAAAGGAGACGGAGCCGUUCAAGAAGUCGAGAUCGCAGAUUCAGAGGCCGCUACAGAAGUCCUUACAGACGACGCUCCCGAAGCAAAAGUCCAUUCAGAAAAGACAAGAGCCCUGUGAGGGAACCUAUUGAUAAUCUAACUCCUGAGGAAAGAGAUGCAAGGACAGUUUUCUGCAUGCAGCUGGCAGCAAGAAUUCGGCCAAGGGAUUUGGAAGAGUUUUUCUCUACAGUAGGAAAGGUUCGAGAUGUGAGAAUGAUUUCUGAUAGAAAUUCAAGACGUUCCAAAGGAAUUGCAUAUGUGGAGUUUGUUGAUGUUAGCUCAGUGCCUCUAGCAAUAGGAUUAACUGGCCAACGUGUUUUAGGAGUGCCAAUCAUAGUACAAGCAUCACAGGCAGAAAAAAACAGAGCUGCAGCAAUGGCAAACAAUCUACAAAAGGGAAGUGCUGGACCUAUGAGGCUUUAUGUGGGCUCAUUACACUUUAACAUAACUGAAGAUAUGCUUCGGGGAAUCUUUGAGCCUUUUGGAAGGAUUGAAAGUAUCCAACUCAUGAUGGAUAGUGAAACAGGUCGAUCUAAGGGAUAUGGAUUUAUUACGUUUUCCGAUUCAGAAUGUGCCAAGAAGGCUUUGGAACAACUUAAUGGAUUUGAGUUAGCAGGAAGACCAAUGAAAGUUGGUCAUGUUACUGAACGUACUGAUGCUUCCAGUGCUAGCUCAUUUUUGGACAGUGAUGAACUGGAAAGGACUGGAAUUGACUUGGGAACAACUGGUCGUCUCCAGUUAAUGGCAAGACUUGCAGAAGGUACAGGUUUGCAGAUUCCACCAGCAGCACAGCAGGCUCUACAAAUGAGUGGCUCUUUGGCAUUUGGUGCUGUGGCAGAAUUCUCUUUUGUUAUAGAUUUGCAAACAAGACUUUCUCAACAGACCGAAGCUUCAGCUUUAGCUGCAGCUGCCUCUGUUCAGCCUCUUGCAACACAGUGUUUCCAGCUUUCUAACAUGUUUAACCCUCAGACAGAAGAAGAGGUUGGAUGGGAUACAGAGAUUAAGGAUGAUGUGAUUGAAGAAUGUAAUAAACAUGGAGGAGUUAUUCAUAUUUAUGUUGACAAAAAUUCAGCUCAGGGCAACGUGUAUGUGAAGUGCCCAUCAAUUGCUGCAGCCAUUGCUGCUGUCAAUGCAUUGCAUGGCAGGUGGUUUGCUGGUAAAAUGAUAACAGCAGCAUAUGUACCUCUUCCAACUUAUCACAACCUCUUCCCUGAUUCUAUGACAGCAACACAACUACUGGUUCCAAGUAGACGAUGAAGGAAGAUAUAGUCCCUUAUGUACAUAGCUUUUUUUCUUUGAGAAUUCAUCUUGAGUUAUCUUUUAUUUAGAUAAAAAUAAAGAGGCAAGGGUCUACUGUCAUUUGUAUACAAUUCCUGUUACCUUGAAAAAAUAAAAAUGUCAACAGGAAUGCAGUGUGCUCAUUAUCCCUAACUAGCAAAUCCCACUGUAUACAAAGCUGUUCUCUUGUUCUGCCUUUUAAAUGUACAUGUAGAAAUUUACAUUAAGGAUCUAUAGGAAUAGCUCUAGGGGGGAACAAAUGUGCUUAAUGUAAAAAGGCAGACAGGGAUGUAAUUAUGUUUUUAAUGUUUCAGAAGCCUAACUUUUUACACAGCAGUUACAUUUCACGUUUCACUAAUGUUGAUACUCGGCUAAUGGUUUAUCAGAGGUUUCUCUGGAGUACACACUUAGUGUAUGGAAAAUCCAAGACAGCUAAAGGGCUGUUUGAUUAACAUCUCAUCUUGCAUUGUGAUCCAUUGGCAAGAAAAUUUUCAAGAUUACAUUUCUGGAUGGUAUCUUUUCAAUUAAUGUAUCUGUAAAAGUUUCUUUGUAAAUACUUUGUGUUCUGGUGUGUCUAAGAUUCCAAACAAAAUGAUCCCUGCAUUUCCUCAAGAUGUUUAGUGACAGUCUGGUAAGCAAAGCAGUCUGAGGAAGAAAUAGGAAAUGCAGAAAUAGGUUUUGUCUGGUUGCAUAUAAUCUUUGCUCUUUUUAAGCUCUGUGAGCUCUGAAAUAUAUUUUUGGGUUACUUCAGUGUGUUUGACAAGACAGCUUGAUAUUUCUAUCAAACAAAUGACUUUCAUAUUGCAACAACCUUUGUAAGAACCACUCAAAUAAAAUUCUCUUAAAAAGCCCA